Molecule: messenger RNA, 4617 nt
Organism: Closterium sp. Naga37s-1
Lineage: Eukaryota; Viridiplantae; Streptophyta; Zygnematophyceae; Desmidiales; Closteriaceae
Source: the annotation of a GenBank genome assembly
AUGGCCGACGAGGGCUUCGACGCGCGGAAGGCGGCGGUGCUGGCGGCGCUGGCGUCGGCGGAGCGCGACAAGUCGCUCAAGGGCGGCCUGGAUGCGCCGAUCGCGGAUCUGGUGGCGGAAAUCAACGGCCACGAUGAUCUCUUCACCACCAGCUCGUGCUCCGGCCGCAUCUCGCUGCUCCUCGAACCGCAUGACACCGCCGCCGCCGCCGCCUCCGCCACCGCCACUGCCGCAGCCACUCCUGCUGCUUCUGGUGGUGCUGGCGCUGGCACCGCCGGUGCUACUACUGCUGAAAUAGAAAGAGGAGGGGAAGGAGUUGCGGCGGAUAGCGCGGGCGCGGUGAAGCGAGUGAAGAAGAAAGCGAGGGGCGGCGAGUGGCUGUUGGUCAGCCAUGACCCCAUCGAUCCUGCCGACCUCGUUACUGCCGUCUUCAGUACAAGCACUGCGCACGCGGAUGCCGACGUCAGCAACAGCAACAGCGCCAGCAGCAGCAUUAUCACCCCCGUCACCUGCGCAUCUCCGCCCGCUCUUCCCGGCGAGCUGGUGUUCCGCUUCGAGCCGCUCAUCCUCGCCCUCGAGUGCCGCUCCCUCGCCGCCGCGCAGGCGCUCGUGUCCUGCGCCAUCCGUGCAGGCUUUCGGGAGUCAGGUGAGGGCUUUCAGAGUGAGGGGUUCGAUGUGAGCGCAAAGCGAAUCAUCGUGGCCGUCCGUUGCUCCAUCCGCCUCGAGGCGCCGCUGACAGCUGGCGGCGUGCCGUUGGUGGGUGAGGCGUAUGUGCGCCAGCUGGCGGCGGUGGCCAACGGCAAGAUGGCGCUCAACCACGAGCGCACCGAGCGGUUCCGAGCGCGGUUCAAGGAGGAGGUGAGGGGGUGGGGACCGGUGGGGGUGGGUGACGGUGAGUGGGAGUUGGUGGGAGUGGGUGGGAGUGGGUCGGCCCAGCUGGGUGGGGUGAUGGUAGGGGCGAGUGGGAUCAGGUGGGGGCGAGCUGACGGGCAAGGGGACAGCCAAUCCUCCCCACCCUUCUUUUCUUGUUUUCCACUUCCUUACCCCGCUUACCCUCGCUUUCCCACUUCUCACUUUCCUUUACCUUUUCCUUCCCACCGCUUUCCUGCCUUCUUCCCUCCCUUGCUGCACCCACACGCAACGCCCAAGUCUCAUCCUAGGAAAGCAGCACGGCGCAGCUCAAAAGGCCAGCAAGAGGCAGCGAACGGCCAGCUGGCGCAGCAGCAGGGCAGCCAGGUGGCACAACGCCAGGUGGCACAACGCCAGGUGGCAGUGCUGCAGAGAGUAGGGGAGGUGGAGAGGCGGGUGCUGGAGCUGCUACGAGGUGGUGUAGUUGGGGAGGCACCGCUUUGCACCGCACUGACAGCACCUGAACCUGCUUCCACAGGGGCCUCUGGACAUCCCGAACUGGCAGGUGCAGGUGCAGGUGCAGGUGCAGGUGCAGGUGCAGGCGCAGGGAUGGCGCCAUAUCCAUUGCAGGACGUGGCAGGUGGUUGCUGCAGCAGCGCAUGGGACAUGCCCAGAAGAUCACAAGCAUCAGAAGAAUUAGCUCAUGGAAGCAAGGCACAGGACGGGCAGCUGCACGGGCAGGUGGUAAAGGUUCUGGGGCUGCCCGAGGGCAGUCUUUUGCGGUGGGGCCACUCGGCUGUGACGGUUGCUGCUUCACGGGCGAUGGUGGGAGCUGUAGGCGCAGGGGGGAGAGCGGAAAAGGAGAAUGCAGGAGCAGGCACAACAAAUGCAGGGUCAACAGGUGGAGGGACGACAGAAGCAGAGAAAGCAAGACGAGAGGCAGCAGGGACAGCAGUGGUGGUGUUUGGGGGGUUCGGGGGGAGUGGGGUGCACAGCAGGCGAAAUGACGUGGUAGUGGUAACAAUGAGAGAAAGAGGGGAGGAAGGAGGGCGUGGAAGUGAAGGGGAGAAGGAGGAUGAUGUGGUGGUGGAAGGGAGUGUGGUGGAGACGAGAGAGAGCGGGCCGAGUGCGCGCAUGUGGCACUCUGCCACUGUGGUUAGUGUGGGGCGAGGGAGGGGAGUGGUGAGCGGGAGUGGAGCGGAGGCCAAGGGAGCAGAGAGUAGUGAGGCGAGUGAGAGAGGAGAGAAAGAGGAGGAGGAGGGCGAAGAGGAGGAGGGUGAGGAGGGGGAAGAGGGGGAGGAGGAGAUGGUGGUGAUAGGAGGCAGGCACGGCCCCAAUGCUGCCCUUGCUGAUGUGUUCUCCCUCAAUCUGCGCUCCAUGAUGUGGCGCCACGUGGCAGCACCAGAAGCACCGUCUGGAGAGGCUACAGCAGCAACUGCAACUGCGACUACUACCCCUGCUUUACCAGAAGCAACUGCUGCUAUAGCUGGUGCAACAGGUGCACCCGUGGCAAGGUAUCGCCAUGCAGCAGCAGCCCUGGGGUCAUCCGUCUUUGUCUUUGGAGGCACAUCCCACCCUCACGCCCCGCCGCUCACCUCCCUUCAGGUCUUUUCUGCCCGGUCUUUUUCCUGGCUGCCCGACCCGGUGGCUUCCGGGCAGAUGCCUGCCCCUCGCCACUCCCAUGCCAUGGCUACGGUUGGUAACCGGGUGUAUCUUUUUGGAGGGCGAGACUCCCAGAGGGUAUUUUCUGACCUCUUCUUUUUUGAGGUUGUGAGCAGCGAUCCGGCUGUUGGGGAAUGCGAGGCGCCUCGAAACCCGCAAAUGGAACUCGCAGCAAGCAGCAGCAACAGUAGUGGUAUGAAUGUCAACAGACUGCAUGUUCGGUGGACCAAGGUCUGGGAUUCUGCCACAGUCGCAAUCCCUGAACGGUUCUCACACUCCCUCACCACAUACGGGCAGCACCUUCUGAUUUUUGGGGGCUGCCCACAUUCCCGGGCAGGCCCGGAAAUUGUUCUAGUGAACACCGCAUCCAAUGAGGUGUCUCGAAUCCCCGUCGCUCUGCCUCCUGCUGCUCUGCCCGUGCGCCACACUGCCAGUGUGGUGAAGGGGGGCUCUUUGGCAGGAGGGGGUGCAAUUGGAGGCUCUACUGUAGGGGACAGGCUGCUAGUGCUGGGGGGUGGUGCUGCCUGCUUUGCAUUCGGAUCGGUCUUUAGCCCUCCUUUUUCGAUCCCUCUAAAAGGGAUUCUUCAAGGAAAGAUUGGAUAUGCUAGCCACCAGCGGCAGGGGCAGCAGCAGCAGCAGCAACAGGAGCAGCAGCAGGAACGACAGCAGCAACUGGCGCAGGAUGGGGAUCUCGUUCGGCAGUCACAGGGAGGAUUGGGGUGGGUGUUGCUGGUUCCACGGAGGGAGGGGAAGCGGUGGAAGGAUGCGCUACAGGCACGUGGCGCUCUAGACAAAACCCGCAAGCCAGCCACAGUGAACCCAGAUGUCGAUCCUGAGGUACCACAUGUCAGUGCUAGUAGCUCAGGUGCUGCUGCUGGUGACGGUGGUGAGUUGCUGCUGGCCUUGCCUGUGUGCGAGUCUGCUGUAAGCAUCGUUGCUGCCAUGGAUGGUGUGUGCAUGGCACCCCCAAGGAUGCCAGGGACAGCAGCACCAGUGCUGACAGCUGUAAAUGGACCACCACAAGAGCAGCAGCCAACAGCAGUUGAGGCUGUAGCAGCCGACACAAGGGGGAUGACAGCGACAGCACCUAAUAAAGCAGCUUCACAGUCAGCACCAGCAGUGCUCACACAGAUGAGCCUAUCCCCUUCCCCUGCUCGCCCUCUCACUCCCUUUCAACGCCUCCACCACGCCAUCCAGGCUCUCCUGCACCUCAAGUCAAAGCAACUCAACUCUUCAGAGGACAAUCAACCCACUGCCACUCACUUAUCCCUUCUCUCUCACCUGCCGGCCCGCUGGGAGCGGCUUGGAGACAUGGUGGUUUUGCCAGCUGAUGCCAUGCUAGGGGAGGCUUGGGACAGGCUCGGACCUGAGCUCUGGCAGGUUGUUGCUGAGGCUCUUGGGGCGACAAGAGUGGCCCGGCAGGCUCCUGUGGCACCCACAUUGACUAGAGACAGCCGCCUGCAGCUGCUGCUGGGGUCCUCUUCCUGGGUGGAGCACCGGGAGAAUGGCAUCACAUACACCUUCGAUGCUGGAAAAUGCAUGUUCUCAUCAGGGAACGGCACUGAGAAGCAGCGCAUGGCUGCACUCAGGCUUCAUGACCGGGAAGUGGUGGUAGAUCUGUGUGCUGGGAUCGGGUAUUUCACAAUCCCGCUGCUCGUGCAUGCCCGCGCCCGCCACGUGUUUGCCUGUGAGUGGAACCCUGCGGCUGUCCAUGGCCUCCGGUCCAGUCUCGCAGCCAAUCAGGUUCCGCCAGAUCGCUACACUGUGCUGGAAGGGGAUAACAGGGCUGUUGCCCCAGUGGGGGUUGCUGAUCGGGUGCUGCUGGGCUUGAUUCCUUCGAGUGAGGCCAGCUGGAGGACUGUGAUUCGCUGCCUGAAGCCAAGGGAAGGGGGUGUUGCGCAUGUGCAUGGGAAUGCAGUUGAUGUGGAGGAGCAGCAGUGGACUGACUAUGUUGUGGGGGAGUUCGAAAAGCUGGCAAGAGAGGAGGGGAGAAGCUGGGAAGUGAAGGCAAUGCACUUGGAGCGGGUGAAAUGGUAUGCGCCACACAUUCGGCAUGUUGUUCUGGAUGUUUGCUGCAAGCCCAGCUUGGUUGAUGGUGCUGAAUAG